AGCAGCACCCACCUCUCAAACAGUAGACAAAUUAAGCCAUGACUUUGAAGGAUAAUUGGAAUGCAGAUGCGUAUUCUUCGAACGCAGGAUUCGUUCCCGUACUCUCGUCCGCAGUUGUCGGAUUGCUUGAUCCGCAGCCGGAAGACCAUAUCUUAGACCUUGGAUGCGGUGAUGGUGUUUUGUCAUGUACGUUACAAGACCGAUGUGCACGUCUUGUUGGCGUUGACCCGAGCCAUAAGCUUAUCACUCGUGCUAAGGAACUUGGUUUGAAGGAGACCAAAGUUGCUGCCGCUCAGGACCUUGUCGACAUCGAGGAGCUACAGAGGGGGACGUUUGACAAGGUCUUUAGUAAUGCGGCCCUACACUGGGUAUUUGGAGGCGAUCCAAGUCAGCGUGAUGGCGUGGUAAACGGCGUGCGGAAUGCCUUGAAACCUGGAGGGCUCUUCGUUGCAGAGUGCGGCGGGUUUGGCAAUUGUGCCGAAGUCCACUCGGCCUUGAUCAGCGCCAUGGUUCACGUUUGCGGUGUUACUUAUGAGGAAGCGCAAGGCCUUUCGCCGUGGUGGUUCGCAACCGAACAAGGAAUGUCAAGCUUGUUGAAAAGAAAUGGAUUCAAGGUUACGCAUACAAGUUUGACGCAUAGACCUACUGAACUGCCAAAGGAUAAGACCGCGAAAGCCUGGGUGGAAACAUUCGGAUUUCCUUGGCUCGAUGCAGCAGACAAGAAAGGACCAAGCUACAGGCAUAAAAUUCUCGAAGAAGUUGAGGAAGCCUUAAGGGCAGUUGCUAGGCGAGAAGAAGAUGGGGUAUGGAUUGUGAACUACAUACGAUUGAGGUUUGUUGCGGUAAAGGUAUAA
This is a messenger RNA of Saitoella complicata NRRL Y-17804, 854 nucleotides long. RefSeq names its product methyltransferase. The transcript has 2 exons. Lineage: Eukaryota; Fungi; Ascomycota; Saitoellomycetes; Saitoellales; Saitoellaceae. The record is from RefSeq and is a predicted model, not a curated record. Gene Ontology annotation, molecular function: S-adenosylmethionine-dependent methyltransferase activity. Bases 39 to 854 code for a protein of 271 amino acids.